AUGAAGCUAGUCCAACGCUUUGCAUUGGCAUUGCUCCCAGUCUAUACACUCCACGCCUUGAUCGCCCCCGUGCAGGAUCAACAACAUGCGAUACAACAGCCGUCUUUAGCUCUGGGCGGGCACACUCUCGACCAUGGUGAGCUCUCGGAUGUGAUAGCUGCUUCGCCCUUGUUGUCGCUGCAUCGUGCCAUUUGCGAAGUCGAAUCGAUUUCGGAUAAUGAGGCGGCAGUGGGGAAGCUCCUGGUCUCGAUUCUGGAAGCGCACAACUUUACGGUGCUUACGCAGAGUGUGCCGCCGCCAUCGGCACUGGGUUCGACAAGCAGCAGCAGCAGCACAAAGGAGAGAUUCAACAUCUAUGCCUACCCGGAUGUUGCGCAGUAUGGGCGCUCCGCUGCGUCUGCCGGGGAGGAACGAAGCCUGCCAAAGGUACUCUUGACGUCGCACAUUGACACGGUCCCGCCGCAUAUCCCGUACUCGCUGUCUCUCCCCACGAAGGGAGACAACUCUGGUUCUACGACAUCGUUCUCGCGCAGGGAUAUACUCAUCUCCGGUCGCGGGACGGUCGACGACAAAGCUUGCGUGGCUGUUCAAAUCCAAGCCGCGUUGGACCUGCUCGCGGACCCCGCCAUUUCCACGUCCGUCUCCCCUUCUGACCUUGCGCUGCUGUUUGUGGUAGGCGAGGAAACGAGGGGCGAUGGCAUGCGCCACUUCUCCUCGUCGCAGCUCUACAAAGACACCCGCGACGACUACAAAGCAAUUCUCUUCGGCGAGCCCACGGAGGGCAAACUAGCAACUGGCCACAAGGGGAUUGAGAUGCUCUCUCUACGCGCACGUGGUAAAGCGGCGCACAGCGGUUAUCCAUGGCUUGGGAGGAGUGCUAAUAGUAUGAUCCUGCCCGCACUUGUGGCUCUGGAUGGAUUGGGAGAUGCACCCGAGGAGGAGGGCGGACUGCCCAGGAGCGACAAGUACGGCAAGUCUACGGUGAAUGUUGGAUUCAUGCAGGGAGGUGUGGCGGGCAACGUCGUCCCCGAGUUUGCCAUGGCCGACGUGACCUUCAGGCUCGCAGGGGGAACUGUCCCAGACGUUCGCAGAAUCGUCACGGACGCGGUGCGAAAGGCCGACCCCGAGGGCUGGUUGGAACUGCAGUUCUCUCAAGGAUACGGGCCCAUACCGUUGGAUGCAGACGUGGAUGGUUUCGAAACGAUCACGGUGAACUACGGGACCGAUGUGCCGAAUCUGGAUGUCGAGGAAGGGGUCAAGAAGUAUCUCUACGGGCCAGGGAGUAUUCUUGUGGCCCAUGGCAAGGACGAGGGGCUUACCGUGGGGGAUAUGGAGGAGGCGUUGGAGGGAUAUAAGAGAUUAGUGACGCAUGCGUUGAAACUGUAA
Molecule: messenger RNA, 1386 nt
Organism: Fonsecaea nubica
Lineage: Eukaryota; Fungi; Ascomycota; Eurotiomycetes; Chaetothyriales; Herpotrichiellaceae
Exons: 1
Coding region: 1-1386 (461 amino acids)
Molecular function (GO): hydrolase activity
Source: RefSeq, a predicted model, not a curated record